AUGGCGCAGCAUGUCCGCCGAGACAAACACCCCUCAGUCCCUCACGAGUGCCAGCAUUGCCAGGCCUUCCAGCUAUCCAGACCUAUUUGUCCGGUGGAUUUAAUUAAUUUGUUGGAGGUGAGGUUGCCUCACUCGGCGGCGCAAGGAGCUGUAGCUGUCCGUGACGGCUGCCCUCUAUUUCAGCUCUUCCCGACGAUCCCGUUGUACCAAACAUUCGAUCGCGCGGCCUUUGAGCCGUGGUUAAAACCGUAUAGGCUCUGCUACGAUAUUGAUGGCUUUAUCCUUCUUCGCUGCAUGGGGUGGAUGAACGACCCGGCCGCCGUGGACCUCCAAUUCAGGCCAAUAAACCCACGGGUAGAAUGCGAAGAAGUUUUCAACUUCAUCCGAAACGAGAUAAAAGAGUGUUACGAACUGCAUGUUCGAUCAGGCACUUGCCCGGCGGCCCGCAAUGACUAUGCACCCAGACGACUGAUUUGUGUUGAAGAUGACGGCGGACGCCCCUGUAUCAAACUAUGCGAUCCGACUCCGGGAGAAUGCAUUCGAUGGUACCAGCCAUAUAAGACCACUCGCGCCACCUUACACAAUCAAUAUCGAGGAAUCGACCUAGCACUGGUAUAUGCCCUGGAGAUCCCAUACAUCUGGAUAGAUUCGCUCUGCAUCGUGCAAGAUGAUGUCGUCACGAAAGCAGAGGAUAUCGCACAGAUGGCGAAUGUGUACUCGCACGCAUACAUCACAAUCUCGGCAUCGAGUUCUGCUGCUGCUUCUGAGGGCUUCCUGCAGGACAGACACAUCCCGAGGAGCAUGCAGCCGUUUGCACUUCGCUACACUUCUUCAACCGGUAUGGAGGGAAGGAUUCUUGUGACUGGCGAGCCGGCGUGGACGUUCCAGGAACGCGUCCUAUCUGAACGGCUAAUAGAGUUUUCGUCGACGCAGGUGCGCUGGAGAUGCCGAUCAAAGCAGAGCUGCGAGGCAGGGUUUCCGCCCAAAAGGCGUUAUGAGAAGUUCUUCCACGAUUCACUCAUACUUGCAGAUCUUGCUUCGUCAGCAGUGGAUGGGCAUGACUCGGUUAUUUCGCUAGGCGACUGGGCUGGCUUAGUGAAUUCUUUUACCAGGAGAGAGCUAUCUGACCCCGGCGACAAGUUACUGGCAUUCUCAGCUGUUCCAAGACUUUGGGAAUCAGACCUCCCGUUCAACCUUUGCUGGAGAGUUCAAAAUAUUUGGACUCCGCUCGGCGGCAGCCAAGAUACGCGGCAGCCUCGCCCUACAACGUAUCGUGCGCCAUCAUGGUCUUGGGCAUCUGUCGAUGGAACCAUUGAUUUUGAGAUACUUCGAGAAUCGUAUCGGUCGCACGUAAAAGCGGGAUCAAACGAAAAUGCGCCUUUUGGCGCGGUAAGGGCAGGAUACUUGGUUAUGCGCGGUUCUAUGAAACGGGCAACCUUAUACUAUAGUCGGGGAAAACUUCGAUUUAACGGCGUGAAUAACCAGAAGCCCAAAGAUGAAGCGAGGCCAUUUAGAUGGACGCAGGGAGGUCAUCUUGACGUCAAACUUCCGGGAGAAGAUGAGGCGGGCGACACCGCGCCGCUUCGCGUAUACGCCUUUGCAGUUCUGUAUGACCGGCAUAGCGUCGAAGGUUUACUUUUGGAUGAGGCUAAGGAUCACGUAGGCGCGUUUCGGCGUGUUGGGUGGUUUUGGUCGCACUUGACCUCCAGAGUGAAUUUUCUUGAAAGCGACCAAACCGUCAUCAGUGUUGUGUAG
Canariomyces notabilis is the source of this 1755-nucleotide messenger RNA. RefSeq lists its product as uncharacterized. The transcript is spliced from 8 exons. The record is from RefSeq and is a predicted model, not a curated record. Lineage: Eukaryota; Fungi; Ascomycota; Sordariomycetes; Sordariales; Chaetomiaceae. Bases 1 to 1755 code for a protein of 584 amino acids.